Dracunculus medinensis (Guinea worm) is the source of this 246-nucleotide messenger RNA. Lineage: Eukaryota; Metazoa; Nematoda; Chromadorea; Rhabditida; Dracunculidae. The record is from the annotation of a GenBank genome assembly.
AUGCUGUUCCAUUUUUAUUGGAUUGUUUGUCUCCUUCAUGGCGUAAAAGGCGGUAACGACGUGCCAAUAGCUGAAUGCAAUAAAGGAGUUCCAAAUGCAGGAAUGAUUCGCCAACGACCAACUGUCGAUCCGCAACUUUGUGCACAUAUCGACACACCUGCUUGCAAUGCAAUAUUUGAAAUCAAAGGAAUGCCAGCAGGUGCAGAUGGUAUUGCUGCAACAAUCCAAUCUCACUCGAACCCGUAA